Messenger RNA from Vitrella brassicaformis, 4297 nucleotides. The record is from the annotation of a GenBank genome assembly. NCBI's taxonomy places the organism in Eukaryota, Vitrellaceae.
GCAAAAGGGACCUCCUCCGAGUCCUCGCCGUACGAGCCUGUGAGAGAGAGGAGGCACCUUCUCCUGACGCAUGCACUCUCCGCCUUGGUCUUUGUUCUUCUCGCAGGUGCCUUCCAUCGGUCCAUCCCAUCAUGGCCCCGAAGAACAAGGGUGAGUCUCAGGGGAAGCGCAGCUCCCCGCUGCCAGGCCACGCCGAUGAGGCGCCCGACGAGGGAGACGCCGGAGACGACUAUGACAACAUGCCCGUACGCACACUGACGCAGCCUGCCUGCUCAAUGAAUGAGGGUGUGUGUGUGAUCGAUGGCGCAUGAUACAUGCAGGUGAUAGUGAAGGUAAAGCCUCAGGAUCAGCUGGAACUGACGCCGGAGGAGCUGGACAAGGAGAUGCCGCCACGGGUGCUGUACCCGCAGAACCCCCGUGCGCCACAGAACAUCACUCAGUUCUCGUUCAAGGACCGGCAGUUCAAGCGGGACGACCAAGUCGACCAGAGCGUCUUCCACUUCUCACUUGAAGAGUCAGCUUUAAAGCCGUCCACACAUCUGCAGACACACUGAGUCAGGGCCCCUUCCUUGUCUGUUUGUGUGAAUGUGUGCAGGCGCAUUUUCUUCAAGGACAGUCCGGAGGCAGCUGAUCAGGAGGAGAUGCAGCGCAUCAAGGAGGAGGAGAGAAAGAAACGCGAGGAGGCCGAGGCCGUCGAUGUGGAGAUCGAGCAGGACCCCGACCAGCGUCGGCAGCAGAAGAGACAACACAAGUCUCCCUUGCUCAUAUGCUGCUGCCUGUCUAUGUGUGUCGUCUUGGUUCAGCUCUCGACGAGUCUCAGCAGGUGUUGCUCCGCAAUCAGUUCAACUUUUCAGACCGGGCAUCGCAGUCAUUCAACGCACUCCUGAGGUGAACACACGCUGCGGACAGAGACAGUCACACAUACCUGGCUGUACAUGUGUGUGCGUGUGCGUGCGUAUGUGUGUGCGUAUGGUGUGCAGGGAGCGUGGCGUAUCGACGGAGCCCCCACCCUCCACCGACUUCUCGGGCACCGGUAGGUAGCCCUCUCAUGCGAUGCGGGACUGUCUCCUUUGUCUCAUUCAUUUGUGGGUGCUCUUUCUUUCUGCUUGCCUACCUUCUCGUUUACUUGCACCUGACCUGCAGUGACCCAGUGGCUGAUAUACGACACGUACAUGGAGGACAUCCAGGCACAGCAGGCCAGAGAGGCCAAGGAGAAGGAGAGAGGGGUGAGUGGAGUGAGGGUUGGGGGGAGGGGAGACAACAAGAGGAGGGAGCUCAUGUGACUGCAUUGAUUGCACCUCUGGUGUGUUGACAUGUCUCUAUGACAGUCGCACAAGGCCGCCGAGGAGGAGCCCAAGAAGAAAAAGAAGGAGUCGGAGCUCUACUCGGACAGAAUGAAAUACUUCAUCAAGGUAGGUAGGUAGCACGCUCUCGACGUCUAGCUGUGUGGUGGGUGGGUAGGUACAUGAUGCAUCCGCAUCCAUCCAUCCAGCCAUCCAGCCUGUGUCCAUCCAUCCAUCCAGCCGUGUGUCCAUGUCUGUCUGCAUAUAGAUAACGGAGCGUUUGGUGAAUCAGAACAGCGACAAUGAGAUCUACCACGACUUCAAAUACUAUGAAGACAGAUCGGACGAGUACCGAGACGGAGACGGUGAGGAAUGAAUCGAUCCAACGCACGUGUGACACGUGAACAUAUAUAUGGCUCUGUCAGCUACCGCCUCCCUCUCGUCCUCUCCUCUCUGCCCGCUUUUGUGUGUUGUGUGUCGGUCAGGCACGUUGUUGCCUCUGUGGCGCUUUGCGAGUGAGAAGUCAAAGCGGAAGCAGGUGACCGCCAUCAAGUGGAACCCGCAGUACAAGGACUUCUUUGCUGUCGGAUUCGGUCAGCAACUCGGCCCUCAUAUUUGUCAGGGCUUCAUGUCAUGCAUCACGUGUGUCUGUCUGUCUCUUGAUCUAUAUGUGUGUCUUUGUUUGCAGGUAGUUAUGACUUUCUGAAGCAGGGGACGGGUGUGAUAUGCUGCUACACACUCAAGAACACACGACACCCCGAGUACUCAUUCAACACCGACUCGGUCGGCCAGGGAGGGGCUCACCUCACACAGGCCAGCCAAAAGGGCACAACGCCAGCUGAGUAUACAUACGUGUGUCUCUCUCUCCCUCUCCUCGAUCGGUCGAUCAGGGUGUGUGUUGUCUGGACUGGCAUCCGCAGUUUCCAUCGCUCCUUGCCGUCGGCCUCUACGACGGAACGGUCAGUCACCACACCACACAUACAAACCACACCCACACACCGAUUUCAAUGUGUGACUUGGUACCUCCUGCCUGCCUGCCUGCCUGCCUGCCGUCUGUGUCUGUGUGUAGGUCCUGGUGUUUGACGUGCGUGGCAAGAACCGCAAGCCGCUUUACCAGUCGACCAUCCGAUCAAACAAACACACAGACCCCGUCUGGGAAGGUACCGUACGUAGCGUAGCAUACCUAGGACGUCACGUCACAGUGUCUCUCUUUCUUGCGCAUCCAUCGAUCGAUUCCUUCCUUACUUGAUGCAGUCCGUUGGCACGAUGACGAGGCAUCGAGCAAUCUGUGUUUCUACUCGAUUUCAUCCGAUGGCCGCGUCACUUCAUGGGCACUCAUGAAGAACAAACUCGAACCCGAAGAGGUCACCCACCUACUCAUCGCAUCGCAUCGCAUCGCAUCGCAUCGCACACACAUGCCAGGCACGGCACGCACCCUCUGUGUGUCGUGUGGGUAUUUUUGCGUUUAGGUGAUGGAGCUGAAGCUGGUGGGCAACGCGGGCGGCAAGGGCGGGCAGGAGGACGACACGGCGCUCUCUGGUCUGGGCGGCGGCACCUGUUUCGACUUCAACAAGUUCUCGUCACACCUCUUUCUGGUCGGCACCGAGGAAGGCAAGAUCCAUAAGUGCUCCAAGGCCUACAGCGGACAAUAUCUCGAGACCUAUGAGGGUCCACCUUUCCUCCAUCCAUCCAUCCAUCCAUGUGUGUGUGUGUGUGUGUGUGAGUGUGUGGGCAGGUCAUAGCAUGGCAGUGUAUGUGGUCAAGUGGAACACAUACCAUCAGCGGAUCUUCCUGUCGGCGAGUGCUGACUGGACAGUCAAGCUGUGGGACCACACACAGAAGACGCCCAUCAUGACGUUCGACCUCGCACAGGCAUGCAACCACACACACACGCACGCACGCACGCACAGACAGACAGACACACAGACAAUAUUGAACCCGCACGCGCUCGUGUGCACGGCUGUGUGUGCAUCCAUCGCUCAUCCUGCAGGCUGUGGGAGACGCUGCGUGGGCGCCCUACGCCUCCACCGUCUUUGCGGCCACCACUGCCGACGGAGUGGUUAGUCAGUCAGUCAGUCAAUCGGCCAGCAAACCAGCCAAGAGCAAGAAGAGCCAGACGUGAGAGCACUUCAUUCAUGUCUCUCCGUCCGUCUGUUUGUCUGUCUGUAGGUGCAUGUCUACGACCUGCACGUCAACAGACACGACAGAAUCUGUGACCAGAAGGUCAGCCAGCCAGCCAGCCAGCCGACAAUAGAGAGAAACGGGCUGGGCUGCACUCUGUGCUUGUGCAGGUGGUGAAGCGCGCCAAGUUGACGCAUCUGUGUUUCAAUGACGUGCACCCGAUUGUGCUGGUGGGGGACGACCGCGGCGGCAUCAACUGCCUCAAACUCUCACCAAACCUCAGAAAAAUGCCAGUCAGUAAAUCAAUCAGACACAGAGACAUCAGACAUCAGACUGCUUUGGGAGAGGGUGGAUGCUUCUAUGUGUGUGUAUGUUUGUGUGUUUAGGUUCCGAGUGACGCAGAUAAGGAUAAGAGCUUUGAGGAGCUGCAGGUCGACAAGAUGAACCACCUGCUUAUGAUGGUACAUACGCAGUAGGCUGGGGGGAUGUCUCUCUCUCUCUUAUUGUCGUCGUUGGUGUGCAUGCCAUGCCAUGCCAUGCCAUGCAGGUGUCGGAGACUGUGGAGGGCCGCAGCGAGUGAUCAAUCAUGGUCAUUGUGCAUGUGAUGUGUGGACGCACUGGAUAAUGGGUUGCUGGACGGACGGUGGACGGAUGUGUGUUGGUUCGACACACACGCACUGCCGCUGUGUCGAUCGCUCGUGCUGCCUGCCUGCCUGCCUGCCUGCAUUUGGGUGAUAUACAUCCAUCCUUGCGCCCCUUCCUUAACAGUUCAUCCGUCGCCAUACACAAGUAAGUCUACAUAGAGUUCAGCAACGCAAAACUCUGUCUGUCUGGUUGUUUUGGUAGCUAGAUGUACACACAAACUUUCUCUGCCUAUCAACAUGCAUGUCGCC